AUGGUUCCGCUUCGCAGAGCCUCUCAGUGCGAGCGCCGCAGCCUCGAACGCGAGCGUGAUCUCUUUGAAUGGCAGCAGGCGCGUGACGAGCCCAUCAUGGCCGCGGCCUUCCCCAUCCACCCCCUGCCGUCGAUGCAGGCCGCCUUCGAGGAGUCGAUGCUCGACGCAACCGGCGAGACAGGCUUCGUGCCCUUCAAGACGCCCGGCCGAGGGGUCAAGACGCGCCAGCAGUUGCUGUGCAGAGACGCCGACGCCGAAGAGCGCUCCUGGAACUACACGUACAGCUGCCAUUGGCGUCACCACCCCAAGGGCAGCUUCCACCCCUUGCUCAAGACCAUCACCCAGAUCGUCUUCGGCGUCCACCUGCUGCACCAGCGCCUCGAGAAAUCGACCGCCGAUGUCGCCGACAUCCUCCUGAAACACGUCAACGAGCUCGACGCCUUUCUGCAGCGCGCGAACGAAGACGUCGAGCAGAGCCUGAAGGACAUGCUCUUCCGCCACAAAUGCUUGAGGGUGCCCAUGGAGCACGUCAACGAAUUCGACCGCCUGCUCGACGACCGCGCAUACCGCUCCUCGCUGCUGGACGGCAACAUCACCAUAGAGCGCACCAUCAAUCGCAUGACCCAGCUGCUCAACGACUACCUCGUCGACAUCAGCAUCUACCGAGACGCAAACCACCAACUCGAGCUGUAUCUCCGUGACAUUGGCAACGAAUGGGCCUACCACAACCAAGAUGUUGCCCGCAUCUACUCGGCCAUGUGCGGGAACACGGGGGGCUGGGCGCACUUCUUGCAGAGCCUGGUGACAAAAGCUGAACGCCUUGGCCUCGUGCUCGUACAAGUGAGCAGCUAUUGCAACGAGAUCGAGAAGCGCUGUGGUGCCGCCAGCCGCCGGAGUCUGGUAGGCAGCCCUAGCCAGAGCUGGAGAGGGUCCAAGCUAACCACCGCCCAGAUUGCGACCGCAUCCUCUUCGCGAAACUCUUCCAAGUCCAACCUGCGCGACAACGGCCGUCGAUCGUCCAGGAAACGCUCGCAGAACAAACCCCUGCCUACGCCACCUACCCCACAAGUACCCGUGAUACUCGCCACCCCACAAUUGGACAGUCGAAUCCCUUUGGACAGUCGAACCCCUUUGGACAGUCGAACCCCUUUGGACAGUCGAACCCCUUCUGACGCAGAAGCUCGCGGCCGCCCCGUCUCCCGGGUACCACGCUACCAGCCCCAGCCCGAGCCUGUCAAUCCUUACAUGGCUGGAAACGUUCAGCGCAAAGUCGAAACUCCCGCCACGCCUCCAGCACCUGCUCCAGCACCUGCUCCCGUACCUGCUCCCGCACCUGCUCCCGCACCUGCCCCCGCACCUGCUCUCACAUCUGCUCCCGUACCUGCUCCAGCACCUAGCCCUCGCCCAGAGAUACAUGUGCCAAGUCGACCUACCCCCAAGCAGCCUGAAUACCACCACGAAGCCUGGCACAGUGAAGAACAACGUAAGGCUGCCGUACAACCCCCAACAGAAUCGAAUCGUAUCAGCCACAAGCACGGCCAUCGGCGCAAAGUGUCUAACCAUGACGGGGAAAGUCCGUCUAUGACAGCAAAGGACUCAGCUUACUCUUCAUUGUCAGGAGCUUCCAUCAUGUCGCCGGCCAGCGUAGCAACACCGCGUUCGGCGUCAUCGAACGCUCAAUUCGGCCUGUUCCCCAGCAGUGCUCAACACACGCCCAAGCAGUCCGUGUCUGGUCGAUUGGGUACCAUGUCGUCGGCGAGUUCGAACCUGCGAUCAGUCAAGUCUGCCGAACCGCCGGAUCGGCCACCCACGUCCACGAGCCAUUAUGCCGAUACCAGCAAGAGACUGCUCAAAAGGGGCAGCCUCCAAUCCCUCAGGCGGUUCUUCACCAAGAAGAAGAACGACAUACAUACCAUUGCCGAGUGA
Messenger RNA from Ascochyta rabiei, 1926 nucleotides. RefSeq lists its product as uncharacterized. The coding region runs from base 1 to 1926 and encodes 641 amino acids. The record is from RefSeq and is a predicted model, not a curated record. The transcript has a single exon. Lineage: Eukaryota; Fungi; Ascomycota; Dothideomycetes; Pleosporales; Didymellaceae.